AUGCCUCUUCGAAAAGACGCGCCCCAGCUCCAAGUCCCAACUUUGCCUGUCUUCCCAUUAUCAUCGCCAAUCAGUGAGGAGAUUUCAAGUCCGUCAUGCUCUUCCGCAGACGAUAAAGAGCUGGAACGAACUCGCCCAUUUGACUUCAUGGUCAAGGCCACAAAGCAACGAGCCGAGACGAAAGUGCGACAAGAUGGCAACAGUCACCGCACUUCGCCAAAACUUUCGCACCGAGCUCGAUCAGAUUCGGGCUCCAAACGGCAUAGUAUCCGGGGAAUUACAAAAUCCAAGAAGCAUGCAGCAGCGAAACCGGUGGGAUUGAACUUGGUGACGGACUUUUCUUUGGCCGCGCCACCGCAGCCGAAGAAGUACAAGAUGGUAGACGAGUGUGCACCCUUUGUGGAUCUCAAUGAUCUCAAGGCACUCUCGGAUCAUCGUGCGAGACAACGGUUUGAUCAGUCUACUGAGUCCGAAACGAUGUCAAGGAGUAGGGACGGCUUUUUAGGGGCAUUCUCGAACAUGUCGAAGAAACCGGACUCCUAUCGUCAAAUUUCCGACGAAACUCAACGUUUGGAGAACGAGAGGACAAAGAACCGAAACCCCUUCUUGAACCCUGACAGCGAGGAUGCUCUUGGGGAUAGGAUAGACAGUGGUCUCUCGCCUUCAGAUAGACACGUCUUGAUCGGGCUUUCAGUGCCUCGGAACGAGGCUUUUCAGUAUACCAAGGACUUGGACAGUGCUGGGGCUCCGAUGACUCCAACUAUUAUUGUAACACCUGCUAGAGAAGACGCCCCGUGGACAUCGUCAAGCCCGGAAUAUCUCCGGCCUCGCGCAACAUCCAGUAUCUACUCUCAGCCCACACCUCGACUCUGGCAGAACGGUCCAGAUGUCCCUCCAGUUCCGGCCAUUCCAACGGAGCAUACAAAGGAACUCACUCAAACGGGCACGUCGGCGCGAAUUCUCAAUGCCCACCUCGUUGCUAUGACCCGUCCUCGCCGAUCCAUGUCUGUGGAGACCGUCAUUGAAGACGACCUGUUUCAUGGGGAGAGUUCUUUGAUCUAUUCAGAUAGCGACGAUGGCGCCUCUUUCAACCGGUUCAGAGUGAAUACGCAAAGUUUGAGACCGGAAUCACAGGGCUGGUGGACAUAUCUGCUUUCACCACUCCUGGGGAAAAAGUCGCCUUUAAGUCCGUCAUUCCCUCGAAGCAAAGGACAAGGUCAAGGCCCAGAGUCAAAGGCACCAAGCCCCCAGGAAAUCCGCCAAGCUUGUGAAAAAGAAAUAUCCUGCUUUUCACCGGAGACGCCAGAGUCAGCACUCCCAACGCAGUGGCAAGAGAGCGAAAAUACUCCCCCUGAAAAAACUCGCUCUGUUGAAAACGACUCCAACACUGAGAAGGAUGCGUACUCUCUCAGGAGACAGACGACUGCUUCAAUGAUGUUUGCUGGUCGCUCUAUUCAAGGUGAAGCGGCAGAAUACUACCAGGCCUGUGCGCAUGAGUUGUUCAGCAAGACUCCGUAUUUCGAAUGCUUUAACCACGUCUGUUCUAUUACGCCUGAGCAUAUCGUUGCCGCGAGAUAUGCAGCCCAGUUCGACGCCGAUGAGGGAGAGACCCGUGAUCGUGGACUGAUUCUCGCCGAGGCCGGUAUUCAUGAGAAGGAGCAAGACAAAUCGCAACUACUUGACGGCAAUAGGGGCCUUUUGAUCGACGUCGACUCUCCAACGAUAGAGGAGAAAGAUGGGAAAGGCAGUAACAAGUUAGGCUCACCGUCUUCUGCUGCCUCAUCGGAUUCGUGGGCUUCUAGUCUCAGUGAUGACGACAGUGAUGUGGUUGAAAGGGAAAAAUCCGUGUCUUCCACGCCGCAGAACAAAGCACCAGAGGCGACUCGAGAUCCCUUUGACGAGCGCAAGGCUGAGACACCUCCUCAGAUCGCUGAGCCGGUUCCUGAAUCGUCUCCAGCAGCGGCGACUGCUACGCUUGAGCCACCAAAGGCGACACCACCAGCACCUGCAGUCAUGCCAGAGCCGCCGGUGCCGAUACCCGCUCCAGCUCCUCAGUUUACCAAUACAAUAUCACCCCCAGCCAAUACCAUUCACAUCGAGCAGCAGCCUGCACCCACGGCUCCACCACCCAUAAUCAUUGAAAGAAACAACCCUUACUAUGGGGCCUUUUAUCCGCCAGUAUCUCAGCCAGCCCAGCCUGACCCUGUACCACAAGAGCAAUCUCGGAGUGUCGAACACGAUCUUCCAGCAGCAUCCGCUGAACAAGAUCGGCCGACGAAAGAGGAAGAGGCGAGAGGCACGCCAGGCAUCUUGACAAAACCGCGGCCAGUAAAUCCGGGAAAGCAAGAGAUUGAUCACGUUCCAAUUCCCGCUGCAUGUCUGAAUGAACCGAUAUCACCCGCCUUUCAACGCGCAGCCGGCGGGCCGGGAUCUAUUCCUAUGAGCUCAAUGAACAUGAACAAUGAUGUCUCUGCGCCAGCUCCCACGUACAGCCAGCAUCCGCGAGAUGAUGCCCUGCCCCAAUACAUGCUUCAUCCAGCACCCGGAGCGGCAAUCAUGAAUCCUACCGGCGAAAGAGGACCAGCAGAAGUGCGACGACAGAGGCACGAGCGCGAAGACGCAAUUGGGCGAAAGAUUGGCGGUUUCUGGCGUGGGAGAGGCUGUUUCAGUAAGAAGGGCUGCUUUGGUCGGUCAGGCCGUGAAGGUCGAACGAGACGUCGGUGGUACUUUGCCAUUUGCAUAUUCUUCCUUGCUAUCGUCAUAGUGGCCAUUGUGUUGGCCACAACACUGACCCGAAAGGGCGACACGACACCGGUUCAAUCGCAGUGGCUCAAUCUCACUGGCUAUCCACCCAUGCCAACGGGUAUUUCGACGGUUGCCGGGGCGGAGCCGCGAGUUGAGCAGCCGGGAUGCAUCAAGCCUUCGUCUCUGUGGAGUUGCGCAUUACCCAAAGGCCAACAACGCGAUAACAAGCCCUAUGCUGCGGAUGAGCCUAACUUUCGAAUGGAGAUACGCUUUCGAAAUGGCACGUAUCCCAAUAGUACAACAAUAGCUUCGUCCUCGGAGCGGGCCAUUCGCCGCAGAGAUGUCGACUCAUGGACGUCGUCGCCUGCGCCGCCGAGUACCACCGACCAGAUCUUUUUGGGCAAUACGACUGACGGGGUAUCGAUCCCUUACGAUGGCGAAAUAACACCUUUCUACAUUACUUUUCUAUCUUCUGUUCAAGUCACGCCCAACAGCCUCUUCCGCCGCUCCUCCUCCUCCUCCUCCAACGACACAUCCCUCUUCCCCAAUCUAACCACCGCAUUUCCUGCGCCAGCCGUCAACUCAGACGGCACCGCCGCCGCCGCAAUCCUCUACCCUCUGCCCGAAUCCCAGCCCAUCCGUCUCUACAACCGCGGCCAAGACACAGAACACUACGGUUUCUACACGUACUUUGACAAAUCCAUCUUCCUCGCCUCUCGCGCCCCUCUCAACGGCAGCGCCGACGAUCUCUCACCACUCGAUCAAAACGGCGGUUCAACUGAAUCCGACGCGGCCGUCCGCUGCACCUGGUCUCAGACCCGUUUCCUCGUACAAAUAUGGACCCGGUCAUCAAAAUUAGGAUACACUCUUCUAAGCCCAUCAAGUAAUAGCACAGCCCCAACCACCACGUCAACCGCGACAACACCUUCAUCUACAUCACCACACUCAUCGUCCUCCCCCUCCUCUUCAGCUACAAACUUCACCCGCCCCGGCUCAUUCCCCUACCCACUCACCAUAACAAUCGACCGACAUGGCGGCGCCCAAAGGCAAAAACUCGUUUACUGCUACAGCGUCGAAAGUGACCAGCACUACAAUAUCACGGAUCGUAAGCUACAGAUUGAAGACCGUGGGUUUGCGGGGACCUUGGUGAAUCCGGCUUCUGGGAUCUUUGAUAACGUUCCUGGAGCUGGAGCUGGAGCUGGAGCUCAGGGGCUGGGUACGCAUGGGUUUGGUGGGAUUGAUGGGGGGUCUGGAGGAUGUGCGUGCCAAUGGACGAAUUGGAUUGUGAGAUCCUGA
Messenger RNA from Penicillium diatomitis, 4041 nucleotides. RefSeq lists its product as uncharacterized. The transcript has a single exon. The record is from RefSeq and is a predicted model, not a curated record. The coding region runs from base 1 to 4041 and encodes 1346 amino acids. NCBI's taxonomy places the organism in Eukaryota, Fungi, Ascomycota, Eurotiomycetes, Eurotiales, Aspergillaceae.